CCCGAGCGAGGUCCGCGCCGCGGGCUGCCCCGAUCGCGCGUCCUCCGGGCCCGGGUCCCCGCGAGGUAAGCUGCCUAGGCUGAAGGGGACUCCUCUCCCGGAGAGGUGUCGCGGAAGAUGGCCGGCGGCGUGGACGGCCCCAUCGGGAUCCCGUUCCCUGACCACAGCAGCGAUAUCCUGAGUGGCCUGAAUGAGCAGCGGACUCAGGGACUGCUGUGUGACGUGGUGAUCCUGGUGGAAGGACGUGAGUUCCCCACGCACCGCUCGGUGCUGGCUGCCUGCAGCCAGUACUUCAAGAAGCUGUUCACGUCGGGCGCCGUCGUGGACCAGCAGAAUGUGUACGAGAUUGACUUUGUGAGUGCCGAGGCGCUGACGGCGCUCAUGGACUUCGCCUACACAGCUACGCUCACGGUCAGCACAGCCAAUGUGGGUGACAUCCUGAGUGCCGCCCGGCUGCUGGAGAUCCCGGCCGUGAGCCACGUGUGUGCUGACCUACUGGAGCGCCAGAUUCUGGCGGCCGAUGACGUGGGCGAUGCGGGCCAGCCCGACGGGGCAGGCCCCACGGACCAGCGCAACCUACUGCGCGCCAAGGAGUACCUGGAGUUCUUCCGCAGUAAUCCCAUGAAUAGCCUGCCCCCCACCGCUUUCCCGUGGUCUGGCUUCGGUGCCGCUGAUGAUGACCUGGAUGCCACUAAGGAGGCCGUGGCUGCUGCUGUGGCUGCUGUGGCUGCAGGCGACUGCAAUGGCUUGGACUUCUAUGGCCCAGGGCCUCCGGCCGAUCGGCCCCCAGCGGGCGAUGGAGACGAGGGUGACAGCACCCCAGGGCUGUGGCCUGAGCGGGAUGAAGAUGCCCCGCCCGGAGGGCUCUUCCCGCCACCUACUGCCCCGCCGGCCACCACACAGAAUGGCCACUAUGGCCGCGCAGGGGCUGGCCCUGGUGAGGAGGAAGCGGCGGCGCUCUCUGAGGCUGCACCCGAGCCGGGCGACUCCCCGGGUUUCCUGUCAGGUGCUGCAGAGGGUGAGGAUGGGGAUACCGCCGAUGUGGAUGGGCUGGCGGCCAGCACGCUGCUACAGCAGAUGAUGUCGUCAGUGGGCCGGUCGGGAGACAGUGAUGAGGAGUCACGUGCAGAUGACAAGGGCGUCAUGGACUACUACCUGAAAUACUUCAGCGGAGCCCACGAGGGCGAUGUGUACCCAGCCUGGUCGCAGAAGGGUGAGAAGAAAAUCCGGGCCAAGGCCUUCCAGAAGUGCCCUAUCUGCGAGAAGGUGAUCCAGGGUGCGGGCAAGCUGCCCCGUCACAUCCGCACACACACGGGCGAGAAGCCCUACGAGUGUAACAUCUGCAAGGUUCGAUUCACCAGACAGGACAAGCUGAAGGUGCACAUGCGGAAACACACGGGCGAGAAGCCGUACUUGUGCCAGCAGUGUGGCGCGGCCUUCGCGCACAACUACGACCUGAAGAACCACAUGCGGGUGCACACGGGGCUGCGGCCUUACCAGUGCGACAGCUGCUGCAAGACCUUCGUGCGCUCCGAUCACCUGCACAGACACCUCAAGAAGGACGGCUGCAAUGGGGUCCCAUCGCGCCGCGGCCGCAAGCCCCGAGUGCGGGGUGUGCCACCCGAUGUCCCUGCUGGGGCCGGCGUGCCCCCCGGGCUCCCGGACGCCCCGCGCAACGGCCAGGAGAAGCACUUUAAGGACGAGGAGGAGGACGAGGAGGAGGCCAGCCCUGACGGCUCGGGCCGCCUGAAUGUAGCGGGCAGCGGAGGAGGCGAUGGUGUGGGUGGCCCCGCGGUGGCCGCCACCGAGGGUAACUUCGCAACCUGACUCGUAUUAAAACAAACCAAAAACAAAACAAAAAACUAAGAACAGAGAGAAACCACCACCCACCCCCAGCACCACAAGUAAGCAGUUCUCUGUCCAGACGCCCUCCAUCCAUCCGCGCGGACAUGUGUGCGUGUAUAUACCAUGGCCGCGGGCGCCUGCCUUUCUCAGAUCCUUAGGAUGUGGCCCCAUCUGCUCCUGUGCCCCUGGCCUGUCCACCAAGGGGUCCCACCCAGGGGCCCAGCCUGCUCCUGGCUAAGGCGAGGGUGAUGGGGACCCCAGGACAGGCGCCCGGCUCCUUGCUGGUUGGUUUUAGGGGGGUCUUAGACAGACCUUAAAUGUUCUGUCCACUAUGAGUGGACGUUAAAAUGGUCCCCGUCUCCCCACCCUCCUUCCUCAGGGCACUUACUAAAGAGGGGGGUGUCCCCUCGGCCUCCCUCCCUCCCUGCCUGUGGCCUCGCAUCUCUGCACAUCCACCCUGGCCACCACUGACAUACAAAUCUAUUUAUUCCCAUGCCUGGAUGGCCAGAGUGGGGAUUUGGAGGGCCGCUGGGGUCCCCGCCACCCACUUUCACGGCACUUACACCUGACGGGGUCCUCAGGGCGACCCCCCAACCUUCCCAUCUCUGCUUGGCCGUGCCCCACCCUGUGUUCAGAGAUUGAAAAUUCGUCACCCCACGCCCCACUUUUUAAGGCACUUUUUAGAUCUAUUUCCCCUUUUCCUCCUUAAAGACAGUUUAUAUAGAGAGAUAUAUAUAUAUAGAGAGAGAAAUAUAUAAAAUAUUCUUUUCCUCAGAGGAGCCGGCAGCAGUUUUGGGUGGACAUAGCCAAGAUCAGAGGUAACCCCAGGGACUCAUGCAGAGGCAGGAGAGGGAGGGAGAGAGGCCACAGCUUAAUGUCACAAAACAGCAAUAAAACCCCAAGAUUUUAGUAAACACGAAGGCAGAACAUUAAAAAAAAAAAAAAAUCAGCAACAGCACCGCCAGCCACGCGGGGAUCUUGGCACUUUGUGAUGAACGGGUACUUUUCAUUCUUAAGAAAUGUUUACAAGUUGCACCCAGCUUCUAUGAAAAAUUGAAGAGAGAGAGAGCAGUGGGAAGUAACUAAGUCAAUUUAUUUUUGUAUAAAAUAAAAGAACCCCAACCCAUUGCUCCAGUAGAAUCCACUUGCGUUCCCGAGACUCAGGGCGGGGCGUCCAGGGCGCCACGGGAAGGGACCUGGGGGUCCGCUUGGCCUGCCUCCGGGGCUCCCUGAGUCUGUCAGGGGCCCCUGUCCCCCAAGUUAUUUUAUUUUCUCUUUUGUCUCUGUAGGAGACCACAGGCCACCUGUCCUGUCCUUCCCAGCUCAGGGAUGUCCCCGAGAGAGGGCUGGUCCUCGGCUAGCCAGACCCUGUGCCCCCGUCUGGUCCCCCCCGUGUGGUGGUCCCCCUCUUAGGCACCCCCUCUUUUUACUCAAAGGCACUGACUGUAACCCAGGGGCUAGCACCUGAGCCCCCACUCCCCAAACUCUGGCUUCCCUCAAAGGCCCGGUAUUGACCGAGCCACAGGCCACGUACAGGGGCCGGGGUUGGGGGACAUGGCUCCCAGGUGCCAGGGCGCCCCCAUGUCAAAUCCUGUGGCCAAGGUGGAACCAAACUUGGGACCUUGUCCAUGCACACUCUGCCCAGCCCUUCCCAGUGGGUGCCGGCGAGGGUAGAGGGUGUCCCUGUGUCCCCGUCUGACAAAUGUCUUUCUUUGGUUUUAAAGGGAAGCUCAUUAAGAAGGCCGCUUUCCAGUUUCUAGCAGAGGGGUUUCCUUUCUAACCUCUCCUACCGCGGGAGUCUCCCCCAACCCCUUCCCCCAUGUCUCAGGAUCCCCCCUUGGGGCCAGCAGAAUGGGCCCAGGGGCGGGGUGGUGCUGGCCUCCCCUCGCACCCCACUUCCGCAGUGAGCUGUCCCGGGAACUGUGCUGUGGAGGCCGAGUUGGGCCGCAGCCCCGGUUCCCAGACAGGUCAGUCCCUCCAUCUUCUCGCAAUAAAACCAACUUUAAUCACGUGUCAUCCUGGCCAGUGGCCACUAGACUUGGGGUGGAUGGAGCCCUUGGGGAUUAUGGUAGGGUGCCCCAUAACCUGCCAGCGACAGCGCAAACCCCCUUGGGAAUUGCACUAAACCCUUGCCCCUCGCUCCGCGCUCAGCUUCUGCCCCCCACACCCACCUUGCCUUAACCGCCAGCCCGUCCUAGGGGGCCGCAGCCACCGCAUGGGCCCAGCGCCGGGACAUCCCCCGCCCCCUAAAGGCCUUCCCCUUCCCCCCAAUAUACUGCAAUCACAUACUGUAUAUAGAAUGUGGAUCGAUUUUUACAAAUUUUUAUUCUUUAAAUUAAGGCCGUGAUAAAAGUUGCCAAAGAGAAUUGUGGAAUUCACUAGAGGUUUGAGCGGAGGGUGCUGUAGAAAGAUUUUAUUUGAUUGUUUGGGGUUUAUUUUGUGCGUGUGUGUGCGCGUGCGUGUGCGUGUAGAUUCUUUUUCUUUUCCCCCCCCCUUUUUUUUUUAACUGCCUGGUACCAAUAACAAAAAGAAAAAAAAAAGAAAACAGAAACUUGUUACUUCCAUUAUGGUGAAUUUGCGUGUGUGAGUGUGUGAGACAGAAGGGCCCAGGCUGUGGGGUUCUGGGGACCCCAGUGCUGGGGAGGGGCCGCCGGCCCCGCCUGUGACCUGAGCAAGGCCGCCCCUGCUGAGGAGAAGCUGCUCUCUGCCUUCCUAUCCCUACAGGCCUUUCGAGAUUAAGAAAAAAAAAAAAAAAAAAAAAAGAAAGAAAAAAAAAGAAAAAACAAAUCUAUAUAUCUAUAGAAACCAAUGAAUGUAAGUGGCAGACCUGGCCCAGCCACGGCCCCGCCACGCUGGGAUCGAGUGGUGGAACCAAAGUUGGUGCCCUGGGGUGCUCACUCCGGAGGACCCUGAGCACAGCUCACCUGAGGGGCUCUGCUGGGUCCCCUUAGGUAGCCAGGGAAUGCUACCACUGUACCAGGCACAAUGGCAGCCUCGAAGUCCAGGUGGAACCCAGGCUGGUCGUUCAGGGAACAGACAGUUUAAGUUAGCAGGGCAUGUGGGGGGGACACAGGCUGAAAGGAAAAAUAGAAAAAAACAAAAAAAAAAACCAAAAACCAACAAAAAAAGAAAAAGCAAAAUCCUAUUUUUUGAGAAAGAAAGAUAUUUAUAUUUGCAGUUUUAUUUUAAAAAGUUAUUUAAGCUGAGGAAACGGCCUCCCGGAGUUCGGGGUGGCUAGCACCGGACGGGUCAGGGGUCUUGGGGGGCUCCUCACCCCAGGAAUGAGUAUCUCAGUUCAGAACUAGCUCGCACUAAAUAUAUAUUGAUUUACCUUUGGGGGGCAGGGGGCCAAGAGACAGAGGGCAGGGGAGCCCCACCCCAGGCCCAGAACGAGGUGCCUUGGAAUUUGGGGGCCCAGGCCUGGUGCAUGGGGGUCCAGAGCACAGAACAGACAUUCCACUGACUGGAUGUAAGAAUCUUUCUAACAAGUGUGGGAGGCAGAACGAAAACAAAUCAAUUGAUUAAAGAAAAAUGCACUUUUUGGGGGUGGGGGGACAAGCUUUAAAAGUAAUUAAAAAACAACAAAAGAUUAUGAAAAAUCCGAAAAAAUAGAAUUCAUUUUUUCUUGUACAUAAAAGAGAAAAACCCAACCACUAAAUGCAGCCUGUUACGAUCUC
Messenger RNA from Grammomys surdaster, 5522 nucleotides. It is a transcript of the gene Zbtb7a, whose product is annotated as zinc finger and BTB domain containing 7A. Bases 118 to 1827 code for a protein of 569 amino acids. NCBI's taxonomy places the organism in Eukaryota, Metazoa, Chordata, Mammalia, Rodentia, Muridae. Gene Ontology annotation, biological process: regulation of transcription by RNA polymerase II. The transcript is spliced from 3 exons. The record is from RefSeq and is a predicted model, not a curated record. Gene Ontology annotation, molecular function: DNA-binding transcription factor activity, RNA polymerase II-specific; protein binding; RNA polymerase II cis-regulatory region sequence-specific DNA binding.